UUUUUCCUACUAUUUUCUAUGAUUCUAGGGUUCUGUUUGUAUUUGAGUUUUAUAUCUGAUUUACGUAUGUUUAUCGAUGGUUUUGAACGGUUUUUUAUUCAUUGAUGACUCCAAUCUCAAUAUUUAGUGUAGAAUUUUCAUCUUUUCAUCAUAAUUUGGAUGUAGUGACUACUGUAUGGAUGUAGUGAAUAUUGUAUUGUCGAACAUCAAAUCUAGAUUAGAUAAUCUUAAUUUGAUCUAUCUGAUAUGUCAAAUUGAUGUGUUAGUUGUGAUGAAUAUCGACCACUAGGAGUCACAAAGUUGAAGAUUACUUACACGAUUGAAGGCCAUGAAUCCCAAGUCCAAAUCAACAUUCUUUGAAAUCGAUGAGUUGAGAUUCAAGAGGGGGUUUUGAAAUUUGUGUUGAUUUUGAUUUGGGAAUUGUUUUGGUUUAUGGCCUGGCACUUUGUUAUUCGAGAGUUUGAUCUUCCAAGGAUAAUUCUGAAAUACGAAAACUGUUUGUCGGCAUGUAUUAGUUUACUUCAUGGAUUGAGUCUAAUGUUUCAAAAUUUGGGUUGUAUUGCAAGUGACUGUUGGAGGCAUAGAUAUGCCAUGGAAGUGUUCAACUAAAUGUCGAUUAGAACAUAUAGUGAAAAUGCGAAUCAUUUUGAAACAAGUUAUGAUUUUGUUGUUUGAAAAUACCUCGCUUAGGUGUGUUUAAAUUCUAAACAGAACAGACUGGACAAGCGUGGAAAAGCAAGUUAACAACAAAGAAUCACAAUUUAGUGUCUAGGAUUUUUGGUUUGUUUUCGUUAAUAUUAUCUUCUUUUUAAUCUGUAUCAAUGAUUUUAAUUCUUACUUCUUUGGCUUACAUAACAUUUCUAUCUAUAUGUUGUGGGUUUUUACUGUCACACUCGGAUUGACUGCUAUUGAGGGUUAAUUCAGUCGAUAUUUGAGGACACAGAGUCUUGCUACCAUUUAGUGAAGAAGUUAUUCAGAAUAUAUGCGAUAUAUGUCAUUGAUAAACUCAUGAGCAAAAGUUGAACCAGUGCGAAACUUCAAUAUAUGUUUUUAGCUGUGAGAUCAGCGCAAAUUGAAAGUAGAGCAAUACGAAGAGUUCAAACUGGAAUUUUAUAGGAGUUAGGCAAUGUACUUAUGCUUCAUGGCAGAGAUUGCAAGUGUCUAGGUUAACGAGUUUUGAUGGGGGCGGAUUUAAUACAGGGAUAAUUGAAUUUCUUAAACAUUGGUACCAUUCGACAUGGAAGAGCCACAGGCGUGCAACACACGUGCUCCCUACUUGUCCAUGGUGAUGAAAUGGGUUGUAGUUGCAGACGACAUUCCAACUGAUCCUUGAGCUCGAGCUAAAGUCAUUAAAAGAUCAAAUGAAAUUAUUAUACGAAACCAGAUAAAAUUUUGAAUUCAGCUGCGAAUUAUAAAAGUACCUUCCUGGAUUUUGAAUUUGGUAGCCCUUGAAAUAACCUAUCUGCAAUUUCUAUCAUCUGUUUGUUUCUACUUUGAUGUAUUGAAAUAUGGAUCCAAGAAACAAUCUCCCUUCAUUAUCAGAGAUUUCUCCAUCUUUACUUUCCUUUCUCAGUGACAAUUUUCAAAAUAGAGGUGAUUUAUUAAAAGCUCCAGAUCUUGUCUCCGAAUUGCAAAAGCAAUGUUCUGAUUUGGAUCAUAACUUGAACGAUCUAAAUCAUAAACUCGAGAAAAGUAUUGUUUCAUUCGCAUCACAUUCGGAACAAUUAGGGAGUCUUUUCAAUGUAAUCAAUCUCAAGUUAAACCAUCUUCAGUCUUUAGAGUUCCUUUCUGGAUCUUCUACAGGAGGAGAAGAAGAUUCUGGGAGGGUGAAGCACAUAUUAGGGGAGGAGUUGCCAGCGCUGGCGAAAGAAGUGGCAAGAGUAGAAACUGUUCGCUCUUACGCAGAGACAGCAUUGAAACUUGACACUCUAGUUGGGGACAUUGAAGAUGCAGUCUCCUCUACCAUGACAAGAAACCUAAGGAAGUCGCCCCCUGGGACCAGUUCAGAAGAAACACGAUUGCUUGCCAUUAAAUCUCUCAAACUCACAGAGGACAUACUGAUUACUGCUGCAAAAUCACGGCCUCAGUGGAGACGUCUUGUCCACGCAGUUGAUCACAGAGUGGAUCGAGCUUUAGCUGUUUUAAGGCCCCAGGCAAUAGCAGAUCAUCGAUCCCUUCUUACUUCUCUUGGAUGGCCACCAACUCUUUCCAACUCCAAAAGUGUGAACAUAGGGAAAUCAAGUGCGGUUCUGAACCCUCUUUUCACGAUGCAUGGUGACUUGAAAAACCAGUACUGUGAAAAUUUUCUUGCUUUGUGCGGUCUACAGGAGUUACAGAGCCGAAGAAAGUCUCGGCAACUUGAGGGGCACUACCAUGAAAUUGCUAUGCGCCAUCCACUUUGGGCAAUUGAAGAACUGGUAAAUCCAAUUUCAUUGGCAUCAGAACACCAUUUCAAGAAGUGGGUUGAAAAGCCAGAAUUUAUUUUUGCUCUCGUUUAUAAGAUUACAAGGGAUUUUGUUGAUUCCAUGGAUGAGCUGUUGCAACCAUUGGUUGAUGAGGCAAGACUUGUUGGCUACAGUUGUAGAGAAGAAUGGAUUUCUGCAAUGGUAACCUCCCUCCUGAUGUACUUGGCGAAAGAUGUCUUCCCUGUCUAUAUUGGUCAGUUGGAUGCAGAUAACGUCAAUGGGGUUCCAUCACAGGCUAAAUUUUCGAUCAUGCAUCUUGUAGAUUUGAUGAUUUCUUUUGACAAACGAGUUCAAACCCUUGUAGCAGAUUCUGGAGUUUUGAAUUCAAUCAGGGAUGAAGAGAGUUAUCGGAGGAUCUCUACCAUGUCCAUCUUUUGUGAUCGGCCAGACUGGCUUGAGUUAUGGGCAGAAAUAGAGCUUGGUGAUACACUGCGUAAGGUGAGACUUGAUAUGGGGGACGAACGAAAUUGGAAAAAUAAAGUCCAAGGAGCUUUGCUUGUGUCAGGGUCUGAGAGUUACAAAUCUCCUGCAAUUGCUGCUGCUACCCUUCGCCAUUUAUCAGCCAUGAUUGAUCGUUGCAGGCCAUUGCCAAGUAUUUCUCUGAGAGCAAGAUUUAUAAGAUUGGCAUGUGCACCCCUUUUGAGGGAAUUUCUUGAUUGCUUACUUCAAAAGUGCCAAGAAGCGGAGGGGUUAACUGCCCUAGCGGGUGAUGAUGGCCUAAUCAAGGUCGCAAAUUCUGUUAAUGCAGCUCGUUACUGCGAGUCUGUUAUGAAGGACUGGUGUGACGAUUUGUUCUUUCUUGAAAUGACAUUAGAUCAGGGUGAUGAAGCGAUAAUAGGAGUUGAUGAGGACACUUCAGGCUUAGGUGGUGGUAUUUUUAAUGAAGAAAUCGGAAAGUUUGAAGAAUUUCGGAAAGACUGGACUGAAAAGAUAUCAACUGUUGUUUUGAGGGGAUUUGAUGCUAGGUGUAGAGAGUAUAUGAAGAAUAAGAAGCAGUGGCAGGAAAAGGAGGAAGGAUGGAAUGUCUCCAAAUUAUUUGUCGGGGCUCUUGAUUAUCUGCAAGGAAAGAUAUCAAAGCUAGAAGAGGGUUUAAAUGAGAUUGAUUUUGUUGUUGCAUGGAGAAGUUUGGCCACUGGAGUUGAUCAUCUGGUUUUCAAUGGUGUGUUGAUGAGUAAGGCGAAGUUCUAUAAUGGUGGGGUGGAAAGAUUUGGGGGCGACUUAGACGUCCUGUUUGGGGUUUUUAGGGCGUGGUGUUUGAGACCUGAAGGGUUUUUCCCGAAGGUGAGCGAGGGAUUGAAGCUGUUGAAAAUGAAGGAGGACCAGCUGAAAGUAGGUACUGAAGGAAUUGAAAGAUGGCUGAAAGAGAAACAGAUAAGACAUUUGGGUGUUCCGGAGGCAGAGAGGAUUGUUAAGAACCGAAUUUUUAAGAGUUAGAAAUCACUGAAGACAUUAGGUUCAGUCGGAAAAGGGUGUAUUUUGUUAAAAAGAUGGCACAAUUAUGUAACAAUGGUGUUAUUAUUGAAACAAAAAUGGCUAACAUUGUAAAAGUGAAUGCGCAACAAAUUAUUGAUUAUUUUAUUUUAGCGGAGAAAUGACGAUAGAUUCUUUUUU
This is a messenger RNA of Papaver somniferum (opium poppy), 4076 nucleotides long. Its product is annotated as RINT1-like protein MAG2. The record is from RefSeq and is a predicted model, not a curated record. Gene Ontology annotation, biological process: endoplasmic reticulum to Golgi vesicle-mediated transport; retrograde vesicle-mediated transport, Golgi to endoplasmic reticulum; regulation of ER to Golgi vesicle-mediated transport. NCBI's taxonomy places the organism in Eukaryota, Viridiplantae, Streptophyta, Magnoliopsida, Ranunculales, Papaveraceae. The coding region runs from base 1509 to 3899 and encodes 796 amino acids. Gene Ontology annotation, cellular component: Dsl1/NZR complex. The transcript is spliced from 7 exons.